Molecule: messenger RNA, 1731 nt
Organism: Penicillium cosmopolitanum
Lineage: Eukaryota; Fungi; Ascomycota; Eurotiomycetes; Eurotiales; Aspergillaceae
Product: ankyrin repeat domain-containing protein
Exons: 1
Coding region: 1-1731 (576 amino acids)
Cellular component (GO): cytoplasm
Molecular function (GO): protein binding
Source: RefSeq, a predicted model, not a curated record
AUGCUUCAGAGAGACGCACUCGAGGGCACAACUGCACUCCACUUGGCAGCAUACGGUGGACACAUUGAAGUGGUAAAGUUCCUUAUCCAUGCUGGAGCGGAUGUCUUUGCAUUCGAUUUCCCUGGUUUGACGGCUUUACAUUGGGCUGCUUAUAAAGGGCACAAAGACAUCGUGGCUCUCCUACUCGAGAAUGGAGCCAGCCCAUCAAGCAUGCCCUACCAUUUGAUGGACACACUCCGCGAUCCAACAGCAAAGGGGUCAAUGGGUCUGACGGCGAUGCUGGAUCGCACUAGUGACGAUGGUUCUCUGCUUUUUGGUCAAGUGUCGCCAUUGCAUUGGGCGGUAGCUGGACGCCAUGCCGAUAUAGUACAGCAGCUUUUGGACCGGGGAGCUGAUAUUCAUAUGGAAGGCCUUGGAACACCGCAUACUGUACUAGAAACAGCAGCAGAUCGAGGGAAUGGGGAGCUAAUUAAAUUGCUCUUGAAUUUGGGUGCUCAUGCUAGUCAAAAAGCCCUGAAUCUGGCAGUCUCGUCUGCACGUACGGAAGCUGCAAGAAUUCUCCUGGACGCCGGGGUUAGUUCUUCUCUACCGGACUCAUCAGGAUUGCUGCCACUGAACAGGGCGGCCUCCAUGGGCCAUGAGGCAAUCGUACGUCUCCUCCUCGAAGCCGGAGCAGAUAUAUAUUCGGUGGAUGCCACUGGAGAAUCAGCACUUCAUCUAGCAGCUUCCGGAGGUCAUACCUCUGUCGUGCAGCUUCUUAUCAAUGCUGGAGCCAGUACAACGUCAUUCGACGAAAGGGGGAUGACACCAUUACAUCACGCGGCUCAAGAAGGGAAUCUGAGAGCAGUCCAGCUCUUAUUUGAUCACAAUAUAUCGGAAUCUCAUCAAUAUUUCAACCAGCUGACAGCAUUGCAUAGCGCCGCAAAUUGCGGCAACGUGGAGGUAUUUAGUGAACUUCUUGAUUCCUUUGAGAACUCUGGUUCACUGGCUACAUCUGCACCUAUGCCGAUGUUCCACUUAUCCUUUGGACAAGCAGUGGAAAGAAAACAAGUUGUUCACACCGGUCCAGUUCUCCAUCACGCAGCAUAUGGUGGAAGUAAAAAAAUCCUCUCGAUACUUCUGGAGAAGGAGGUAGAUAUAACGGCGACAGAUGAUCAUGGAAUGACCGCCCUUCACUGGGCUGUCCAAAGUGGCAGGACAUCCGCCGCUGCAGCAACAAUACAGCAACUACUCGAUGCUGGAGUCGAUUUAUUUGCACGCGACAAUUGUGGAAGAACUGCACUUAACUGGGCAUCCUUUCCACCCCGGUUCGACGAACUUCUUCAUCGGGUAGAAGAUGCUGCUAUCGCUCCUGAAAGUGCACCGGCUCACAUGAGUAACUUGACACCACUCCAUAUAGCUGCCCGGAAUGGAGACUUAAUAGAGAUAGCUGACUUGAUUUCUGGGGGAAUCGAUCCCUCUCUCCCUGAUGACACUGGAAUGACCGCACUUCAUUGGGCAGCGCGAAGAGGACAUGUAACAGUGUUACAGCAUCUCCUCGCGGCGGGGGCUGAUAUAUUUGCAUUGGACAAAUGUGGCAGGUCAGCAAUCCAAUGGGCAAUCGAGGAAAGGGAGAAUCAAUCGGUGGUAUUGCUGGCAAAAGAGCAACUGGAUACUUGUCAGAUACGAGACGUUUCUUGCCCGACCGAGCUUGUAUCUCUCCUCAGACGUUUUGUUGAUGAAACAGCCUAG